AAAAGGACAAUGUGGAUAUGGAAUAGUCAUAGUACUACAUUAAAUGAUUUAAAGUACAUUUACUCUCUAUAUGAAAAAUUGUAUCCGUAUCUAAACGUUUAUUUCAUGAUUGGUUGAUUUAUUAUAAUGUUUACUUUACUACUAGUAUUAUUGGAAUGACCUUAAUUUCCUUGUAAAGGAAGGUGUACAACAUACGCCGUUGAAAUGGAUGAUAUUAUAUAUAACUCUUUACGACUGUCUCUUGCAAUAUUAUCAUUUGCAGACAAAUCACAGGGGUUAUCCUUUGAAAAAUUUGAGUGUGAAAAGUUUCAAACAGAACUCAAUUGUACAGUUGGGAACUCAAUAGACGAUAUUAACAUUACAUUUCACCACGAACAGAAUGAUUGCAGUCUUACAAAUGACGUUUAUAAAGAAACCACGAUACCCCUGGACUCAGCGUCUUAUCCAUCUUGUAUUGGCCACAACUCCUGUGUAUUGACAGACAAAAUAGUCAAUGUUUCAAAUUCAGUGGCGGACAAAACGCGGAAAAUAUUUAUACAAUAUCAUUGUGUUCGUACAAGUAAUCAAAACCACAAUAAAAAAAAACCACAAAUAGUUUGUCCCUUCAAUAUGGAGUCAGUAGCAUGUGGAAGUCCAUCAAGAAAAAUAGAAAUUCAGUCAGUUGAAUUGAUACCGUCUUUGUCGUUUUGCGAAAAACAAAUUAUGAAUAACAGUUGUACAGAAAUGAUUCACCAGAAAGUAAAUACAUCCUGCAAUGGGAAACAAAAAUGUAAACCACUUAUUUGGAAUGAAUCAGUCUUUACAUUGGAUGAUUGUAUCAGAAUACCAAAGUUGUUUAAUAUCUCAUUCAGCUGUGUUAAAGCAAUUCCUACUGUACUCCCAUUGCAGGGUGAAAAUAAUGUAGAAGGUGUUGCUGUCGGUGUCACAGUUGGAAUAAUUAUAAUUGUUGGAGUCGUCGUAGUUUUAAUGUGGUUUGUUAGAAGAAAAAGCACAGAUGACAAACAUAAUAUAGCUAGCCACCACAAUAAAAAAGAUGAUUACAUUGGAAAUCAAGAUAUAGCAAUGCCUGCUAACUGCAAUUCUGAGAUGUCCACAAAUUUUAAUUUGAGAAACUAUAAUCUUAACGGAACAAAUGAAGGCGAAACCGUCAACGACCUAGUAUCGAACUUCGAAACCAGAAACAACGGACAAAUAAUAAGACCAUAUUCUAAUUCCGCGAUCUAUUCUACAGCUCUUGAACCUUCCGAAGCGGGGUGUCAUGUGCAGCCUUUAAAUGCAUAUGACUACGAAAUGGCUAAACCAAUCAAUGAUUCUAAAUAUGAUAAAAAUAGACCCGUACCGGAAAAAGACAAUGAUGAAUUUUAUGAAGAUCAGUAUGACAUUUCAGGAAAAAAUGACGGUUCUGAUCAUCAGCAGGGCAUAUAUAGUAGAGCUGUAGAUACUGUGUAUGACAGUGCUUCUCAUAGCAGACAGAAUGAUAUCACCGAUCAGACAUACGACCAUGCCUAUGGUCCGACAACAGAAGAUGAUUAUGAUAUAGCAAAUAACUGAAUAUAUACAAUGUAUGCAUUUACAUUAAAUAUUUUUGAGUUGCUUCAAUCAUACAAUCAUUUCUUUCAAAUAACGAAUCUUAUCCUCAUUAUACCAUAAAAUAAAACUUAUUUUAAUCUUGUAAAAUUUGAAAUUACUUAUUUUAAGAUCCACUAGUCAUUAUCCACCUUUUAUUUAAAAUCAUAUCAAUAUGUUCAUUACUAGAGUGUGACAAUGACAUUUUGAAAUAUGUCACCAAAUCGGUAUAUGUCAAAUAUUAUGGUUUUGGAGGAUUUCUACGCAGUUAUUGAAAGUCAUCGAAAAAAAUUAACCUACUGAUAACAUAUUAAAACUUGCUUACACACUAUCAUAUUGUUUUUUAUACUCUGAAAGAUUUGAUAUAGCAACUCCAAAAUUGCUAGAAUUUCAACACAUAAAAAAAGCAAUUUAUUUUUUUUUUCAGAAUAAAAAAAGGAAGCAAAAGACAAUUACCCACUAAAUUAUAAUUAGCAGACACUUUUAACAACAAUUUACAAAUUUUAUUAUUAAAAUGGAUUUGAAUUAAUUAUACAGCAUCGUCCUUAAUUUAUAUCUCUGUAAUAUUGGCAAAUGGACGUUGCAAACUUCAACCACAAAUUUCGUAAUGAAAUAAAUAAUCUUCAACUUCAUCCAAACUUUGAAUUAUUUACAAGGCAGCAAAAGUCAUGUACAAUGAGCUGCAAAAGUUUCUUAUUGGCAUCCGAUUUUACCUGGAUAGAUGCAUGCUCGAUGAAGGUAGUUUGUCUAGCGAAAUAUUGCGGUUUUUUUUUUAAUCGCAGUGGAAAUAUUUUCAACAUUUUAAUAUGAACAUACUAAAUUGUGUGUAAGAAUAACAUUGUUAGGCAAUUUGUAAUUUCAUUUGUGUAAUUGUAUUAAUGUUUGUACUGAUUUAUCCACUCUCUAAUAGAUUUGUAUGUAUAUAUA
Molecule: messenger RNA, 2493 nt
Organism: Mytilus californianus (California mussel)
Lineage: Eukaryota; Metazoa; Mollusca; Bivalvia; Mytilida; Mytilidae
Exons: 6
Coding region: 205-1551 (448 amino acids)
Source: RefSeq, a predicted model, not a curated record